AUGGCGGCCGCCGCUGUGAGGAGGUUUUGGUCCCGUGGCCACGGAGCGGCGUCGGUUGACCCGGCGGCGGCGAAGCCGCGCGUGUGGGGCCGGCUGGUCUACGUGGGGCUGCUGGGCGGCGCGGCGACGUGCUGCGCGCUAGCGCCGGGCGAAGAGGCCUUCGAGGAGGCGCUGCUCGACGCGUCGGGGUCGCUUCUGUUACUGGCGCCGGCCACGCGCAACCGCGACGCGGAGACCUUCGUGCAGCGCUUGCUGUGGCUGCGGGGCCGCGGGCGCCUGCGCCACGUGAACCUGGGACUGUGCGCGCUCGUGUACGAGGCGCCCUUCGACGCUCAGGCUAGCCUCUACCAAGCCCGCUGCCGCCACCUGCAGCCGCGCUGGGUCGACUUCCCCGGCCGCAUCCUGGAUGUGGGGUUCGUCGGGCGCUGGUGGAUCUUGGGGACCCGGAUGCGCGAUUGCGACGUCAACGACGACGAGUUCCUCCACCUGCCCGCCCACCUGCGCGUGGUCGGGCGGAACCAUCUGCACUCCGAGGCCAACGAGCGGCUCUUCGACGAGAAAUACCAGGCCGUGGUGCUCACCGACGACCAGGUGGACCAGGCGCUGUGGGAGGAGCAGGUGCUGCAGAAGGAGAGAAAGGACCGGAUCGCCCUGAGCGAGGCUGACUCGCUGGUGCUGCCGCAGGUGGCCCAGUGAGCCCCCGGGGAAAUCCCUGACAACUUGCUGGGCGGAGGGGUGAAGCUGAGGAGACAGAUCAGGUCUAGGCGCAGGUCCCCCGUGCCAACUCUGCCUUGUCUCGCUAGCUGAAGCUACUUCAGAGCCUUAUUGGUCUUGGGCAAAGGAUGGAGGGCGUGGAAGGGUAGCUGAUAAUGAGGCUUUUACUUGAGCGAUUCUCUCCGGCGGGAUGUGAUUCGGCGUGCCUGAAGUCCCAGGUUCCAUCCUCAGCUUUACAAAAACAACAGGAGCCUAUUUUGUUUUACUUGAUUUAUAUCUACAAGUGCUUGCAGAUGGAGGUUUCAUUUUGACAUGCCCAUUUAUGUGCCCAGUGCAUUUUUAUCAAAGUAACUCCGUUCCCCACCAGAUACAUCUAGUUUCCUUGCCAUUUUCACCUGUAUUUGAUGUUUGUUCGAGCUGGCUUUGAACUUGAGCAGCUCCUGAUUCACCUCCUGGGUGCUAGGAUUAUAGGUGGGCAUGAUCACCAUGCCUGGAUCUUUAGGCCUUAUGGGACCCCCAGCAGACAUACCACAUUGGUCAGGUGAGUCCUAAAUGCUCCUAAGACCAUUUAUACUUUCAUUAUACUUUAUGUGUGUGUAUAUUUGACUUUUUGAGAAUAAGGUUUCUGUGGCAUCUAGGCUGGUCUCAAAC
This is a messenger RNA of Dipodomys ordii (Ord's kangaroo rat), 1365 nucleotides long. RefSeq names its product chromosome unknown open reading frame, human C19orf52 (gene Timm29). Gene Ontology annotation, cellular component: TIM22 mitochondrial import inner membrane insertion complex. Bases 1 to 696 code for a protein of 231 amino acids. Gene Ontology annotation, biological process: protein insertion into mitochondrial inner membrane. The record is from RefSeq and is a predicted model, not a curated record. Lineage: Eukaryota; Metazoa; Chordata; Mammalia; Rodentia; Heteromyidae. The transcript has 2 exons.